Messenger RNA from Osmerus eperlanus (European smelt), 1967 nucleotides. RefSeq names its product rab7a interacting mon1-ccz1 complex subunit 1 (gene rimoc1). Lineage: Eukaryota; Metazoa; Chordata; Actinopteri; Osmeriformes; Osmeridae. The transcript has 6 exons. The record is from RefSeq and is a predicted model, not a curated record. Gene Ontology annotation, biological process: mitophagy. The coding region runs from base 322 to 1155 and encodes 277 amino acids.
UACGAUUAUAACUAAAUGCUCAUUGAUGAAGUGAUACACGACUAAUUUGGUGUUGUAUUUAUUUUAUGGCAGUUUAUUAGUUGGCUAAACAUUGUUUAAAAAGUUCAAGGCUAAGGGGAAAUAGAUUAAUUGCAGAUAGCAUUCCUAACCAUGCAUUUUUUUUUUUUUGCAUUCUAUCUUCAAACUGGACUUGACAUAAUAACAGUUUUUGACCAAAAAAAAACAACAACCCGAUAGGCCUAUGUUACUACUUAGCACAAGAAAACAGCAAAACAUUUCAGCAUGUGAAUAAUAAUUGAGUCACGUGAUUGUAUUUUAGUCAUGGCAGACGAUUGCAGACGACAGGGUUUCGAGCUGGAGAGAAGGAUAUUUGAGUUGGACAAUAAAUGCGCCAGCCUCAGAACUGAAAAACAAGAUGAUGACUAUUUACAGAAUGCGUCUGCGAUAUUAGACAAGUUGAAAAGCUUUUACAGACAAGGGGGGGAGAGUAGCAGUCUCCCCAAACUGCUUCAGGAUUACACACAGGUGAUCUUGGACAUCACAUUCUAUGAGGAAAAUAAACUGGUGGAUCAGGAGUUUCCUGAGGACUGUUCACCAUUUAAGAUCCAGCUGCUGCUGCAGGACCUCACAGAGCCAGAGGUACUGGCAGGAAGGCUGGCACCAGCCCAAGAGGUGCAGUCUGUGCUGGGUCUGGAGCUGUUAGAGUGCCUGUACUGGAGACGUGGAGCACUGCUUUACAUGUACUGCCACACCCUUCACCAACGCAAACAGUGGAUCAAGAAGAACAAAGGCACUUUCCUUAAGUGUCUUCAGGAGGGGGUACGCUACCUGAUGAGGAUGCUCCAGGUGAGGAACUCUGUAAAACUGAAUGACGGCGUGGUGUUCCAUGACUCUGCCACAGCCAAUUUCCUGGCCGAAGGUAUCUUCUCUGACACCCACCUGCUGACUAUGAUGUACAUUGGAGAGAUGUGCUUCUGGGCAGUCAAGUAUGAGGACUGCAGUGUGGAAACCACCGAUCGCAAAGAGGACCGCCUCCAGUUCAGGGACAUUGGAACGCAGAUCCUUCACAAAUACGUUCUGGCCUGCGAGGGCCCUCUUCAGGGUCAGGGCUGGAACACGGAGAAUGCCAAGGAGAUCCUUAGUAUCCUACAGUAGAGCUGACGGCUCUAGUUCUAAGUUGCCCGCAGGCACAGGUCUAAGACCAGCUUAACUCAUGCCCGAAUCCAAACCCUUAACCAUUAGGCUAGGGGCCGUAAAACUGAUUUAAACCAGUGUCUGUGGGCAACCUCCGCUUAUGCUCAACAGCAUGGAGGGUGCUGAAGGAGGGUCUGAUGGUGGGGAAGGAGAGUGAGUUCUGAGGUGUAUUAGGCAGGGGUGUGUGGAAUCUUGAUGAAACGUUAUUGUCCCUGCCCCCCUGAAAAAGCACUUAUCUUCCAGAUUCCAGACUGUUGGUUGGGCAUGUGUUUUGCUCCUAAGAAUGUGGUAGAAUAACAUAACUAAUAUUGAUUUAAAAAAGGAAAUUAUUUAAAAAAUUGUUGAAAAUAAAAUACAUAAGGAAGAGAUUGUUAAAAGAUUAAUGAGAAUCCUGCUGCAAAGGAGACAUCGCACAGCAAUUGUUUUUAUUUAUUAUUUUUUUUGUUUUUUGUUUUUUUAUUAAUGGCAUAUAUUAGAAAAAGAAAUGCAGAGUAUUGUUGAAGAUUGAAGUGUUCAUUAACAUUUUCAAGUAUGUACAGUUUUGUUCAAAAUAUCAGCUUUGUAAUAUUCCACCUCUUUUUUUCCCACUUGGUCAGAUUUUCUGCCACAGAUGACAAGAGGUAAAGGCACAGAGAUGGAAACUUUAAUAUUUUAAUAGUAUGUAUUGAAAUGGAUAAGCUCUGUGUUUGUGAUCUUUUUGGAAGACAAAAAAAGGUAUUGAUUUGUUUUUUUAUGUCCUCAUUGAAAAUAAAUAUAUGUUGGUUUAAAAAGUU